Zingiber officinale is the source of this 2247-nucleotide messenger RNA. RefSeq names its product putative disease resistance protein At3g14460. NCBI's taxonomy places the organism in Eukaryota, Viridiplantae, Streptophyta, Magnoliopsida, Zingiberales, Zingiberaceae. The record is from RefSeq and is a predicted model, not a curated record. Bases 386 to 1798 code for a protein of 470 amino acids. Gene Ontology annotation, molecular function: protein binding. The transcript has 2 exons.
AGUAUUCAAACAAUAACUUGAGCUCUACUUAGGGAAUGUAAAAAAAAAGUUUGAAAUUAGUGGAAUCUGUGAGUUUUUCAUCUUCUCCUUAUUUCCAUAAUUUCUGUUCACUUUUGGGUUGCCGAAGGUGUGAGUUUUUCAUCUUCUCCUUAUGUCCAUAAUUUCUGUUCACUUUUGGGUUGCCGAAGGUCUUAUUAUUGACGAACAAGAUAAGUUGAGGAGAGAUCUUCCAACUGAAAAACAGAAAACAUUAAUGGAAUAUAUCGGGGAGGAGAUUUACAGGGAACUAGUUUGUAGGAAUCUCUUGGAAGCUAAUGCAAAUUUGGAUGUGUCCAAGAAUUUCUUCUCUAUGCACGAUCAUUUCCAGUCGCUCUGUGCAAAUUAAAUGAGAGCGGAAGGGAUUUUAUAUAGACAUGGUAGAGAAUUCAAAGCAGAUGAUAUUGUGAAAAUUCGGCGGCUGUCAGUCUCUUGUAUGGGGCCUAAGCUAGUGUUACCAGAUCAGAUUAUAAGACAAGGUUGUUUGAGAACGAAUUCUCACGGAUUCCUGCAAAACCAAGAUGUGUUCGAAGAUAGUGUACUGAAAACAUUAUCAUGUUUGCGAGUUUUGGAUCUCACAGCCACAUCAAUUGAAAAUAUUCCAGAUUGCAUUGGAGAUCUACUACAUUUAAGAUAUCUAGAUUUUGAUGGAACAAAUAUACGUGAGAUUCCAACAUCUAUCGGGAACCUUGUAAACCUUCGGAGUCUGAAUAUCUCAAAGUGUAAGUUCUUGGAAAGACUUCCAGUGUCCAUCAGUAAGUUGCAUAAUCUAAGAUGGCUUGACAUGACAUUUUGUCCACUGCUCACUUAUGUGCCUAAGGGAAUUGGGAAACUGGAAAAUUUCUAUUGCCUAGAGGGAUUUAUGGUUGGGCAGAAUGACUCAGCCAAUGAAGAAGGUUGUGAUUUAGAAGAGCUGAAAAAUCUAUCUGAGUUGAGAGUCUUAAGCAUUUAUAGGCUUGAGAGGGCAGAAAGAGGAGCCUCUGCACUUGCAAACAAACCUUUUCUUAAUGACCUUAUGCUGGGAUGGAUGCGACCAGGUGGGACGGCAGAGGGUGAGGAACAAAUCAGUAAAGCCGAGAGGAUAUGCAAUGAAAUGGCUCAGCCUUUAUCAACCUUGGUCUACAUUCACUUCUAUGAGUACCCUGGCCGACAGUUCCCGAGCUGGAUGGCAACCUCUUCCUUAGCUGAAUCUUUUCCAGACUUGACAUAUUUGGGUCUUUUGGGUUUGCCAUGUUGCACGGAGCUCCCUCCCUUGGGCACACUGCCUCAGCUCAAAUACCUCCGUAUUGAUAGGGCGAGGGCCAUGACAGCCAUUGGGUCUCAAUUUCUCGGAUCGAGAGGCUCUGCGUUUCCCAAACUUGAAAGGCUCAUAUUUAUUGACAUGCCUCAAUGGGAGGAGUGGACAUUCAAUGGAGCACUUCUUGCAGUGAAGUUGUUUCCAAGUCUCAGGAAGUGUCUUAUUGUCAAGUGCCCAAAGCUAAGAGCUCUUCCUGAUGACCUCCACCGAGCCACCAACCUCCACGAACUGUACUUGAGACAAGCAUAUGGGCUAAGUGAGAUCAAUAACCUCCCCUUGGCUUACAAGCUUGAGGUCACAAAUGGCAGAGGGUUGAAGAAGAUUUCCAACAUCCCGUUAUUAAGAUAUCUUGAGGUGGGUAACUGUCCCAACUUGGAGUGCGUGGAGAAUCUCGACAAGCUGCAGCAUUUGGUGUUGAUAUGUUCAGAGGAAACGGAGCAGCUCCCGCAGUGGUUCCAGACUUGAUCGAGCAGCAUAACAACAUGGCCAGCACUCACAGGAGUUUGAAGAAGUUUGAGAUGGGCUGCAAUCUUCAACUGCUAAUGAGCUGUCUCGAAGGCAAUGAGAAUCGGGACAUUCUCAAGCAUAUUCCUGUUGUCAAAGUACAAACAUAUUCCAGCCAAGAGUAUAUGUUCUACACCAAGGAUCCCUACAACUAUGAUACAAACAUUCCUUCUAAUUGAGAUAGUGUCAAAAAAAGCUAUGCUUUCUUCAAUUGUACUGAUGAAGGUGUGAUUUGUAUGGUGCUGUUUGCGUUUGCUUCUUUCUACAUUUGGUUUGAUUACUUUACAUUUGGUGAAUGUGUUAUUUGUAUGUAUUAAUGUUUGCAUUUUCUUCAAUUGUACUGGUGAAAGUGUGAUUUGUAUGGUGUUGUAUGCAUUUGCAAGUCUGUACGUAUCUUAUUUCUGUAUCAG